Molecule: messenger RNA, 1236 nt
Organism: Stylophora pistillata
Lineage: Eukaryota; Metazoa; Cnidaria; Anthozoa; Scleractinia; Pocilloporidae
Product: ribitol 5-phosphate transferase FKRP
Source: RefSeq, a predicted model, not a curated record
CUGAAAUUUUUGUUUGUUCUCGCUUCGUCAGUUUAAGAAAUGACAUCGUUCAGAGACCUCCAAAACCUUCUUCUCAGUCCUGGAUCAAAUUUUCACCUUUAUCGGAAGUUCGAGAGUCUUUUCGUCAUACGAAUUCUUCAUCAUUUACUCAAAGCCCUCGCGGAUUGUCUUUAUCAGGACACAAACCGCUUGAAUACAGUGGUUUCGAUUCAAUACAAGAUGGGAAUUGGGGAUCCCACACGGAGUUAUUUAUCCAAAGUCCGUUGCCGCUACAUACUCUUCACCGUAGUUCUUUUAAUUGUGGUGGCACUCUAUGUCACAAUGAACUUAAAAAACUACGGUCUCUACACCGGAAAUCAUCCUUUUUUCUCAGCUCAGCCGUGUCAAUACCUCGAUUCUAAAGAAAAAGGACAGCUUUUGAAGAUGGCGUAUACAGUCCAUAAGAUUCUUGACGACUUUGGUAUAGACCAUUGGCUCGUAUACGGAUCUGUUUUUGGCGCUGUGCGGGCGCACGGUCCUUUGCCAUGGGACAAUGACGUAGAUAUUGGUUUUAACGGCUCGGGGAUAUUCGCCACGAUGGAUUUUAACAAGUUUUUAACCGCUUUCGAAGACAACGGAUUGAAAGUUUAUCACAGAAGGUGGAUCACAAGCAACGUGAUGAAAGUUUACAAGGAUGAUCAGCCUCAUAUCAAAGUAGAUUUGUUUGCUUUUUAUAAUUAUCGUGGAUGGAUGAAACGUGCUGGACUAGAAACUUGGCUCUUUGCAUUGAAUUAUAAUUUACAUGAUACGUACCCGGCGAGACUAGUAGAGAAACCUCUUCCUAUGGUUCGAUUUGGUUAUUUUAAAUUACCGGCUCCAAGAGAAGGCCUUACAAUUCAACGAUACCUUUACCCUGACGACUGGUGGAAAGAAGUAAAACCUGUCACUUGUAAGUAACGCAAUGUUAUGUCUGUUGCGUUACUAGCAACCACAGCGAAGAUCCAUUUUAUUCCUUAUCAUAUAAGGGCAAAAUUACUGAAUUGUGAUUGGUCAAGACAGAGGGAAUUUUUUUCUUAAUUUUUGUAAUUGCCCCGGGCAAAAUUACUUGAAAAUGUUUGGCUGAAAAUCGCUUAGCAACGGCUGCCAAGAUAAAGAAAUGUCUGUUUGAAAUUUCUCGUUUUGCGCCAGAUCAGUAAGAAAACCUUUUGCCCGUUAUAUUAUAAACAAGUAAUCAUAUGGUUCCUCGUAAAAUUAAGG